AUGACAACUUCAACCUCACCACCUGUGCCGAUAGCGGUCAUCGGUGUCGCCUACAGGGCGCCAGGCGUGGGGAGAAAGGGGCUCUUUGACUUUCUGUCCGAGGCCAGGUCGGCCUUCUCCCGCGUUCCCAAAGACCGUUUCAACCAUGAGUCGUUCCAUUACAACGACUCUGCCAAGCCGGGCGCUCUCUCGGCCAAAGGAGCCUACUUCCUACCUGACGAUAUUUAUGCCUUUGACGCUCCCUUUUUCAACAUCACCGCCGAAGAAGCCGUGUCAAUGGACCCCCAAAUUCGUGUGCUGCUAGAAUGUGCAUUCGAAGCUGCUGAGAAUGCAGGACUGCCCCUCGACAGGCUUUCAGGAUCCAAGACGGGUGUCUUCUCGGCCCAGGAAGAGGCAGAGUAUGGCCAGCAGAUGAUUGAAGAUCUCCCAACAUCGACAAAGUACUGCAUUACUGGCAACGCGGGCUGCAUGGUGUCUAACCGCCUCUCUUACUUCUUCAACCUCAGGGGUCCGAGUAUUUCUCUCGACUCCGCCUGCUCCAGCAGCGGUUACGCGGUGCACAUGGCCUGCCAGAGUCUCCGCGCCGGCGAGUGCGAGACGGCCUUCGUCGGCGCAUCGUCGCUGAUGGUCAACCACCACACCAUGUCGCAGCUCGACACCCUGGGCGCCCUCUCGUCCGACGGCAAGUGCUUCUCCUACGAUAGCCGCGCAAACGGCUUCGGAAGAGGAGAGGGCGCCUCCUGUUUGAUCCUGAAGCGGCUGGAUCAGGCUAUCGAGGCAGGCGACCCCGUACACGCCGUCAUCCGCAACUCGGCGGCCAAUCACUCCGGCCGCACGAGAGGAAUCACGUUGCCGUCGCAGGUAGCUCAGGAGGAGCUGCUUUGGCGCGUGCAUCAGGAGGUCGGCCUCAAGCCGGCCGAGACGGAUGUGGUCGAGGGCCACGGCACAGGAACCCCCGUUGGGGACCCCAUCGACGCCUCUGCCGCGGCGAAUGUUAUCGGAAGGGAUCGAGAGGGGAGGAAAGUCUACCUCGGCUCGUUGAAGUCCAACUUUGGCCAUUUGCAUAGCGCUAGCGGCCUGCUCUCCGUCAUCAAGGCGACGAUGAUGGUCCGGCUGGGCACAAUCUUCCCCAACGCGGAGUUCGAGACGAUGAAUCCCAAGAUUGACUCGUCCAGGCUCGAGGUCGUCCGCCGUCCCACGCCGUGGAUGUCUCCCGAAUCAAGGCCUAGACGGGCAGUGGUCACUAAUUUCGGCUUUGGCGGGAGCAAUGCGGCCGUGUUGAUUGAGGAGUACAAGACCAACGAGAACCCCUCGUCGUCGCUCUCGUCGCUGACGACAUCGUCUCAGUCUUCUCAAAUGCUUUUUCCCAUCUCCGCGCAGUCACUUGCCUCCCUUUCUAGCUAUCAAUCACAGCUAGUAUCCCAUCUCGAGAAGGUUUCCGCUGAAAACUCGGUUGGGACCUGCUCUUCCUCCUCAUACCUGGGUGACCUGGGCUACACCCUCGGCCUGAGACGGACGCACUUCGCCCACCGCAUGGCCCUUGUCGCGGGAUCUCUCUCAGAGCUGCGUGAGCAACUUGUCUCCCCUUCACUAUCCAGCACGGGAGGCAGAGUGGCCGCGGGCCAGAAGCCUGCCCCAUGCUUCGUCUUCACUGGCCAGGGUGCCCAGGCCGCCCGCAUGGCCGUAGGUCUCGGUCCCCAGUACCCGGUGUUCGCGAAGGCGAUGGAAGACGCUGAGAAGCAGCUCCGAGCGUUCGGCGCGACGUGGUCGCUGGCCGAGGAGCUGGCCAAGUCAGAAGGUUCACGCAUCAACGAGGCGGAGAUCAGCCAGCCGGCCUGCACCGCCGUUCAACUGGGCCUGGUUGAGCUCCUCCGCAGCUGGGGCGUCUCGCCGAUGGCCGUGGUAGGCCACAGCUCGGGUGAGAUCGCCGCCGCCUACGCCGCCGGACUCUUGUCAUUCAAAACGGCCUUGGCCGUCGCCUUCUUCCGCGGUCGGUCUACCGUCGAGCUGCUGGCCCAGCAGGGAGAGAACGGCGGCGAGGGCGGUGGGAUGCUGGCUGUCGGCGCGGACGUCAACACGGCUGACGAGCUUCUCCGACACACGGCCAGCGUCGGUCGUGCUGGGAUUGCUGCCAUCAACAGUCCUAACAGCGUCACUCUAUCCGGAGACGUGGCUGUGAUCGACGCCGUCGAGCGCAUCGCCAACGCUCAGGGUAUCUUCAACCGCAGACUGAGAGUCAAUGUUGCGUACCACUCCCACCACAUGGAGCGUGUUGCCAGUUCGUAUGUUGCCGCCAUUGAGCCGUACUGUGCGGAGGAUUGCAAGAGCCGGCUGGCGCUCAAUGGCGACUACGAGAAGAAGAGAGGGUCGGUGCCCCUUUUCUCGUCUGUGACCGGCCAAGCCGAGAGCGCGGAAACCAUCACUUCCGCGCAGUAUUGGGCCAAGAACCUCGUCAGUCCCGUUAGGUUCUCCGAGGCCGUCACGCUUGUGGCCAAUGAAUCCUCGGCAAACAUGCUCGUCGAAAUCGGCCCGCAUGCCGCACUCAAGGGGCCCAUCAACCAGAUCUUGCAGUCGUUAGAGCAGGAGAAGAAGAACGACAGUAUCACGUAUGUUCCCUCGCUUGUUCGCGGCACGGAUGACGUCAAGGCUGUGCUGCAACUCGCUGGCCGUCUGUAUGCCAUGGGACUCAGCAUCGACUUUCUCGCCGUUAACGGAACGGGGCCGAAGAGUGGUCACCGCGUCUUGGCUGAUCUCCCUUCAUACGAGUGGGACAAGAAGGCGAGAUUCAUCCACCGAUCGCCCGUCUCGGUCGGCAAAUUCCACUCCGGCCACACCUUCACGCCCCUCCUGGGCUGGAAGAUGGCCUCUCACGGCCGGGAUCAUGUCUUCCGCCAGGUCUUCACGCUGGACGAGUUGCCUUGGGUUCGGGACCACAAGGUUGUCGGUGACGUUCUUUUCCCCUUUACGGGCUUCUUGAGUCUGGCGGUGGAUGCUUUCCGAUCCAUCACCACCACCACCGACGAUCCUGCCACGUCCUUUUCCAUCUGCGAAAUGUACAUCGAGCGCGGCUUGCACAUCAAGGAAGAGCAGCGCGUUGAUAUCUGCACCAAGCUGAGACCCGUAGAGACGGGAACGGGUCACCUCUCGUCUUCCACGUGGGCUUUUGAGGUCAUGACUUGGGGCGAGCAAACAGGCUGGGUCACCCACGUGCACGGCAGAAUCGAAGCCGGCUCGGAGGGGGAGGAAUGCCUCGGUGCGUCUGAAAGCCCGGUGUGGCAGGCUGCCGAGAAGAUUCUGCAGGGAGUCAACGCUGGCGAGCUGAACGAAGCUACCGCUCUGUUUGGCUAUGAUACUCUCGACCGCUCCGGUGUCUGUUACGGUUCGAGCUUCAAGAACAUCUUCGAGAUGUGGAGAUCCCCCGGCCAGACGGUUCAUCGCACACGUCUUCGGCAGACCAACGACGAGGAGCCGCUCUCCAUCCCGAAGCGCGGAUCCGCCAUAACGGUCGACCCUCCGAUGCUCGACUCCGUGCUGAGCUCCGCCCUUCUCGCCGUCGGCGACGGCCUCCCGGAGCCGCGCCCGGCUUUCGUGCCGACGUACGUCCGCCGGAUGCAGCUCUCCAACGCCAUCCCCUGCGAGCCAGGCCAGCUCUUCACCACCGUCUCCCAUCGCAAGACCUUUCAGGAGAAGACAGGCCGUUCAGAUGUCAGCAUCGUCGUGUGGGCCGAUGGCCCGCAGGGUUCCAACACGCGCGUCCCCUGUGUCGAGAUGGAACUCACGUACCAGCGUAUCAACGAUGCCGGCCAGGAAGGCGAGGAGCAGGUCAAGCAAACUCUGCCCCGCGGUUAUCAAGAGGUGUUGGUGCCGCAUGUCGACCUCUCUGAUAAUAAGGUUCUCUCGGAGUCCAUCAUGGACCGUUCUUGGACUCCGGAUGAGCUGCUCCCCCGACACAAGCACAAUGCCGUCGGCCGGCAUUUUCUCAAGCUUGCGAUCCAAGUCGCCGCCGGCCUCGACGAAGACACGCUGCCAAAGCACCUGAAGGCCUUUUUGGCAUGGGCAGAGGUCCAAGUCCGCGAUGCCGAUGACGAGCCGGAAGCCAACGCUGAAUUGCUGCGGGAGGUUGCCAGAGACGAUGCCUUUGGCGAGCUCAUCUGCGCCGUGGGCAACGCGAUCCCCCAGAUCCUGCGCGGCGAGGUCGAGCCUCUGGAGGUUAUGAUGAAGGACGGCCUUCUCAUGAAGCACUACGACGACAUCCGCACCAUGGCCAGGGGCAACCAGGCUCUCGCCAGGUACAUCGCCAACCUCGGCGAGCUCAACCCGGACCUGAGGAUCAUCGAAGUCGGCGCCGGCACGGGAGCAGCCACCACCAAGGUCCUGCAGGCGUUGUCCGCCGAGGAGCCGGAAGAGGAAGACAAUUUCUCCGCGUAUACAUACACGGACAUCUCACCCGGUUUCUUCGAUGCCGCGCGCAAGAAGCUGGCGAGAUGGCCGCAGGUGACCUACACCAAGCUCGACAUCAGCCAGGACCCGGCCGAGCAGGGCAUCGAAGUGGGCACCUACGACGUCGUCAUCGCGUCCAAUGUACUGCACGCGACGCAGGAUAUUGAGGAAACCGUCCGCAACAUCGGUAGCCUUCUCAGGCCCGGCACUGGCAAGCUUGCCAUUGUCGAGUCGCUGCCGGACAGCUGCGACGCCGCUUUCCUCCCGUACACCAUCCUGCCGGGCUGGUGGCUGACGGAGGAUAGCUGGAGACAGGGGAACGACGGCCCGCUCAUGUCACAGGAGACUUGGGACCGGCUGCUCGUCACCCUCGGCUUCAACGGCGUCGAAGGUGCUGUGGCGGACUGGCCAGGUGCGGAUGUGUGCAUCGUCAAGACGAUGUGGUCGACCAAGUUGUCCGAUGACAUCCAAGAUGACGAGGAAGAGUCCGACGCGGCUGGAGAGGUGACGAUCUGUGGCACCAUCAUCGAGGACCAGCGGCAGCUUGCCGGGGCCGUCCAGAGCAAGCUGGAGCAUCUCAAGCCACAGAUGAUCAAGUCCAUUCCAGAGCCCCAACAAAUCAGUGACAUGUUCUGCAUCUUCCUGGACUGUGGCGAGACCAGCUUCCUCGCCGACGUGGCCACCGAGGAGGCCUUCGCGGCACUUAGGGCCAUGGUGCUUGACACACGCGGUCUCCUCUGGGUGACCCCCGACGCUGACAGCCCCGAGUUUGCUCGCGUCCAAGGCCUGCUCCGCACGCUGCGGCUGGAGGAUCCGACGAAGAAGCUCCUCUGGCUCAGCAAGGCACCAACCAGCGACCCAACGCAGACGGCUGAGCUGGUCGACAAGCUCACCGAGAGACUUGUCAAGGACUCUUCUUCGUCGCCCGCAGAGCUCCUCGAGCAGGACUUCGUGUGGCAGAACGGCAUGUUCCAAGUGCCUCGCCUUCGCAGACUCCCCGAGACAACGAGGACGUUCGCCAUCGAAAAGGGGCUUUCGGUCCGACGGGAGCAGAAUCUCUGGGAGGGCUCAAGCCCCAACAGCGCCCUCUUCAUGACCAUGGACACGCCGGGCGUCAUGGACUCGGUGUACUUCAAGCGCCACGACCUGAUGGCCCCGGCCGAGAAGCCUUUGGGCGACGACGAGAUCGUCGUCAAGGUGGACGCUUGCGGCAUCAACUUCCGCGACGUGCUCGCCCUCCUCAACACCAUACCCUGGAGUCUGCCGGGCCGCGAAGGAGCGGGCACCGUCGUCGCCGCCGGCGCAAACGUCGCCUAUGUCCGGCCGGGAGACAGUGUGUUCUACAUGAUCGCCCAGGGCGGCCUCGCGACGCAUGUCCGCAUUCCCGCGGCACACGCUUGCAAGCUGCCGUCGGGUCUCUCCCCCGCCGAGGCGGCCUCGAUGGCUGUCGCCUACGUCACCGCUCUCGUGUGUCUUGAUGACGUCGCCAGGCUCCGGCCGGGCGAGUCUGUACUCAUCCACGCGGCCUCGGGCGCCGUCGGCCAGGCGUGCGUGCGCAUUGCCCAGAGCAUGGGCGCCACCGUCUUCGCCACAGCCGGGUCUGAGGAGAAGAGGACGUUUGUCUACGAGAAACUCGGGUUGCCGCGUGAGCAUAUCUACUCGAGCCGUAAGCGGGGUUUCGCUGCUGGCAUCCUCAAUGUGACGGGCGGCCGCGGCGUCGACGUCGUCGUCAACUCCCUCAGCGGCGAGCUGCUUCGGGACACAUGGUCAAUCGUCACCGAGUUUGGUCGCUUCGUCGAGAUCGGGAAGAAGGACAUUCUGGCCAACUCGCACUUAGGCAUGAGGCAGUUCGAGCGCAACGUCUCCUUCUUCGCCGUGGACCUCGUGCCGUACCUCUCGCACAAGUCGGACAGCAUCCAGGCCUGUCUGGCAAAGAUGGUAAGCCUGUUCGAAGCCAAGGUUAUCCAGCCCAUCCAGCCUAUCCAUGAGGUGCCCGUCUCCGAUAUCGUCUCCGGCUUCCGUGCUCUGCAAAGUGGUCAAAACAUCGGCAAGAUUGUCGCUAUCAUGGGGAAAGAUGAUAGGGUCGUGGCAGACGUGGCAUCGCCGCUCCGCCGGGACGACGGCAGUGAUUUGCUUCGCAGUGAUGCGACGUAUCUCAUCACUGGUGGAACCGGUGGCAUUGGCAAGUCCCUCGUGCCUUGGAUGCUGGAGAACGGUGCGUCUAACGUCGUCGUGCUCGGCCGGUCAGCCACCACCAACACCGAAGUGGCGAAGCUGAUCAGCGAAUACGACUCGCCUUCAACGGGCGUCCGCGUACGUGCUGUGGCGUCUGACGUCUCCUCUCGAGACAGUCUCCUUGCCGCGUUGGAAACAGUCAAGGACCUCCCUCCCGUCAAGGGCGUGAUCCACGGCUCAAUGUACCUCCGCGACUCCAUCUUCUUCAACGCUUCCUUCGACGACUGGAAGGCCAUCAACGGCCCCAAGAUCGACGCAGCUUGGAACCUUCACCACCUCCUCCCCGAUCUUGAUUUCUUCGUCGCCCUCGCAUCCGGGGCUAACGUCGUCGGCAACGUCGGCCAGUCCAUCUAUUGCCAAACAUCAUCCUUCCUCGAUGCCUUCGCCCAGUGGAGGAGCCGCACCGGCAAGCCAACCAUUUCCAUCAGCCUGCCUGUCGUGGAUGACGUCGGCUACGUCAUCCAGCAAGGUAUGCGUGAGCAGCUCCUCGAGAAGCUGGGCUUCUACAUCUCCAUCGCCCAGGUCCACACUGUCAUCAAGGGCGCCAUCAUCGGCCCGUCGUCAGGCCUAAACAUCGACUCGCGAGCCAUUGCGUUCGUGCUCUACGACUCGCCCCAAGGCAAGUCACAUGGGCUGGAAGAACGGUCGCGCUACCUGUCCGCUCUGCGUCAGAAGAAGUGGAGGGAAAACAAGCACGCGUUGGACGGUCAUGGCGACGGCGAGGUCGCCGCCGGAGGAGAGCUGAGCCUUCUGGACGCUCUGACCGGGAAGGUCUCGUCUAUUACGAUGAUGAGCCGCGAGGACGUGACGCCGACACGCAGUCUCAUCGAGUACGGCCUGGACUCGCUCGUGUCGGUGGAGCUGCGGAACUGGAUUAAGAGAGAAUACGGAGCUGAUUUGGCUCUUACGCAGAUCGUUGGCGCCCCUGAUUUGCAGACGUUGGCGGACGUGAUUGUUACUCGUCAGAAGGCGUGA
Molecule: messenger RNA, 7650 nt
Organism: Colletotrichum siamense
Lineage: Eukaryota; Fungi; Ascomycota; Sordariomycetes; Glomerellales; Glomerellaceae
Gene: ACRTS2
Product: Highly reducing polyketide synthase ACRTS2
Exons: 2
Coding region: 1-7650 (2549 amino acids)
Biological process (GO): fatty acid biosynthetic process; secondary metabolite biosynthetic process
Molecular function (GO): phosphopantetheine binding; fatty acid synthase activity; oxidoreductase activity
Source: RefSeq, a predicted model, not a curated record